Messenger RNA from Sitodiplosis mosellana (orange wheat blossom midge), 6117 nucleotides. RefSeq lists its product as uncharacterized. NCBI's taxonomy places the organism in Eukaryota, Metazoa, Arthropoda, Insecta, Diptera, Cecidomyiidae. Gene Ontology annotation, biological process: amino acid activation for nonribosomal peptide biosynthetic process; secondary metabolite biosynthetic process. The transcript has a single exon. The record is from RefSeq and is a predicted model, not a curated record. Gene Ontology annotation, cellular component: cytoplasm. Gene Ontology annotation, molecular function: catalytic activity; phosphopantetheine binding. The annotation marks the transcript as partial.
AUGGUUGAACAUCAACAAAUCGUACGUCUUUUUGAAGCUACACGCGAAAAACUCGGUUUCACCCACGAAGACAAGUGGUGUUUGUUUCAUUCGAUUUCUUUCGACUUUUCUGUAUGGGAGAUAUGGGGCGCGUUAUUGAAUGGAAGUCAACUGUCGAUUGUACCACACGAUACCACCCGUUCUGCGGACGAAUUCUAUGAUUGGAUAUGUACUAGCGGUAUUAGUGUACUAAAUCAAACACCCUCAGCAUUCAAAAUGCUUAUGCGUGCACAAAAUAUCAGUUUGCGAUCCGAUCAACUACGAUAUGUUUUCUUUGGUGGUGAAGCUUUAGAUCCGUCAAUUGUAAAGGACUGGUAUGAAAAGAACGCCAAAGAUCAAACAGUAUUUGUCAAUAUGUAUGGUCCAACCGAAUCAGCUCUAAUUGCAACAAUUUGGAUCUGUGAUAACAAAAUUUCUGAAAACUCACUCUUACCAAUCGGUCGUCCGUUGCCUAACAAGCGAAUUUACCUGUUAGAUUCACAUGGCGAGCCAGUGCCAUUGGGAGCCGAUGGAGAAUUGUAUAUUGGUGGUGUUGGUGUGGCACGUGGCUACCUGAAUCGGCCUGAACUUACUGCGGAGCGUUUUCUACCUGAUCCAUUCAGUGAUGAUCCAGCAGCACGAAUGUACCGCACCGGUGAUCGAGCGCGAUAUCUGCUUGAUAGAAAUUUGGUAUAUUUGGGGCGCACAGAUCAACAAGUAAAAAUCCGCGGAUUUAGAAUUGAACUUAGCGAAAUUGAAGCCAACUUAGUUGAUCAUCCUCAAGUGCACGAGGCGGUUGUACAAUCAUAUGAAAAUGGAUCAGAUAUUCGUCUGGUGGCUUAUGUGGUGGCCGAUGUGAAUACAUCUUUAGCACAGGAUUUGCGCACGUAUCUAUCGAAUUUGUUACCUGAUUUUAUGAUACCAGCGGCUUAUGUUUGUCUACCUUCUCUACCGCUCACAUCCAAUGGCAAACUAGAUCGACGGGCACUACCAGCUCCAGAUGAUGAAGCGUUUGCUCGUCAGCACUAUGAAGCUCCGCAGAAUGAAAUGGAAGAGAAACUAGCCAAUAUCUGGUGUGAAUUGCUUGGCAUUGAACAUAUCAGCCGACAUGACAAUUUCUUUGCGCUGGGAGGCCAUUCUCUUCUGGUCGUACAGCUUUUGGCACAGUUGAGACAGCUCAAACUGAGCGCCACCGUAAGGAAAGUGUUUGAUGCCCCCACUUUAGCUAAUUUAGCUGUAGCCCUUAGCCCAUACCAAGCAGUGACUAUUCCACCCAAUCUAAUUACCACAGAUUGUACGUCGAUUACUCCGGAAAUGUUACCACUCAUCACUCUUUCUCAGAAAGAGAUAGAUAUAAUUAUCGCGCAGAUACCUGGUGGAGUGGCGAAUAUUCAAGACAUUUAUGGAUUAGCCCCUUUACAGCACGGUAUGUUGUUUCAUCAUAUAACAGCUGGACGUGGUGACCCAUACUUGAUGUUAAGCCUUAUACAAUUUACUGACCGGGUGGCACUUGAACGUUAUGCUGCCGUCCUACAACGAGUGAUUGAGAGACACGAUAUUUUGCGUACUGUUUUCAUCUGGGAAUGUCUCAGUGAGCCGGUGCAAGUUGUAUUACACCAAGUUCCUUCAUUACUCACCGAAGUUACAUUGGAUAAUACCAGUGAACCUGUAUUGGAUCAGUUGCGUCUCCGAUUUGAUCCACGUAACUACCGGUUGGACUUGACACAAGCACCUCUAUUGCGUUUGUUGGUCGCGCCAACGUCCGAUGGAAGUUGGAUGGCACUGCAAUUAAUGCACCAUUCAAUUAUUGAUCAUUCAACACUGCAGAGACUACAGGUCGAAGUUAAUGCUAUCAUGGACGGAAAAAUGGACCAGUUGACAGCGCCUAAAUCAUUCCGUGAUCUUAUUGCCCAAAUUCGGCUUGGAGUUAGUUCAGCUGAACAUACUCGAUUCUUUUCUGAUAUGGUCGGUGAUAUUGACGAGCCAACAUUGCCAUUUGGUUUAAGUGACGUUGGCCGGGAGGGGAAUGGAAUCAAUGAAGUACACAUAGAACUGCCACAGACACUCAAUGAUAAGUUGCGAGCGCAUGCACGAAAGCUUCAAAUCAGUCUGGCUAGUAUAUGCCAUUUAGCCUGGGCACAAGUACUUGCUCGAGCUAAUGGAAAUGAAGCUGUAGUUUUUGGAACUGUGAUACUAGGUCGUUUACAGGACGGAAAGGGAAAUGACAGUAUCACGGGACCGAUGAUUAAUACUCUACCGAUUCGUAUAGACAUUGAUGCGACGGGAGUCGAGACCGCGGUUCGAAAUACGCAUACUCGGUUGAGUGCGUUGUUAGCCCAUGAAUACGCAUCACUUGCAUUGGUACAACGCUGCAGCAGAGUUCCAGCUGGCAUUCCAUUAUUCAGCGCAUUACUGAACUAUCGCCAUAAUCAGACGACAUAUGAUGUCACUGCGACACUUCCUGGAGUCAGAUUCAUAGAGGUCGAAGAACGAACUAAUUAUCCAUUAACCCUUUCGGUUGAAGAUAAUGGCGAUUCCUUGGGUCUAACGGCUCAAGUAAUUUCAUCAAUUUCAGCAACUAGAAUCUGUGACUAUAUGGAAAACGUCCUGGAAUCAAUGGCUGAUAUGUUAACACAAUCGCCUCAACAACCAGUUAGAGCAUUGACAGUAAUGCCAGUGGAGGAGCGCACAUUGCUGCUGCACACUUGGAAUCAAACCAUGGUUUCCGACUCACCCGACUUCUGUCUUCACCAAUUAUUUGAGUCGCAGGUGGAACGCGACGGACAAGCGAUCGCCGUAGAGUGUAUGGGUGAGACUCUAAGCUAUACUGAACUUAAUACCCAAUCCAAUCAACUGGCGCAUUACCUCAUAGCACGAGGCGUUAAACCAGACGAUCUAAUCGCCAUUUGCGUUGAUCGCAGUAUAAAAAUGAUAAUAGCAAUUUUAGGUAUUCUAAAAGCUGGCGGCACAUAUGUACCGCUCGAUCCAGCCUAUCCUAGCCAACGACUGACCAAUAUUUUACUGGAUGCGAACCCUAUAGUUUUGUUGGUAGAUGCUGAAGGCCGAAAAGCAAUCGGAGUACAUAAAAUAUCAGUAGUUGACUUGGAUCAACCGUUGUCUGCUGAUUCAUCGAUUGAUAAUCCAGACGCCAUCAAACUUGCACUCACUCCAAACCAUCUGGCCUAUAUUAUUUACACAUCUGGCUCAACAGGGACACCAAAAGGAGUGAUGGUUGAACAUCACCAUGUAGUACAAACUGUCUUGUCUGUACACGACAAAUUGAAUUUCAAUUCACCGGAUAAGUGGUGUUUAUUCCAUUCGAUUUCUUUCGAUGUUUCUGUAUGGGAGAUAUGGGGAGCAUUAUGCUAUGGAAGUCAACUGUCGAUUGUGCCAUACAAUACCAUUCGUUCUGCGGAUGAUUUUUAUGAUUGGAUCUGCGCCAGAGGUAUUACUGUAUUAAAUCAAACUCCAUCGGCAUUCAAAAUGCUCAUGCGGGCAAAAAAUAUCAGUUCUCGACCAGAUCGAUUGCAAUAUGUAAUCCUUGCUGGUGAAGCUGUGGAUCCAUUGAUAUUACGGGAUUGGAAUGCAAAGCACGCUAAGAAACAAACAGUCUUGGCCAAUUUGUAUGGUCCCACUGAAACAGUUAUUUUUACGACAAGUUGGAUCUGUGAUAAAAUAAUUUCUGAUAACUCGCUGAUACCCAUCGGUCGCCCGCUACCAAACAAGCGAAUUUAUCUGUUGGAUUCACAUGGCGAGCCAGUGCUGUUAGGAGCAGAGGGAGAAAUAUACAUUGGCGGUACUGGUGUAUCACGUGGCUAUCUAAAUCGGCCUGAACUUACCGCAGAACGUUUUCUACCCGAUCCAUUCAGUGAUGAUUCAACAGCACGCAUGUACCGCACCGGCGAUCGUGCACGAUAUUUGCCUGAUGGUAAUUUAGUUUAUCUGGGACGCACAGAUCAACAAGUAAAAAUUCGCGGUUUUCGAAUUGAGCCGGGUGAAAUUGAAGCCCAUUUAGUGGAACAUCCACAGGUGCACGAGUCUGUGGUACAAUCCUAUGGAAAUGGAUCGGAUGCUCGUCUCGUAGCUUAUGUGGUGGCCGAUACGGAUACAUCUCUCGUCCAAAAUCUACGCACCUAUCUAUUAAGCUUAUUGCCUGAGUAUAUGGUACCAGCGGCUUACGUUUGUAUAAAAUCAUUACCACUCACACCCAAUGGCAAGCUAGAUAGACGAGCACUACCACCUCCGGACGAUGAAGCGUUUGUCCAUCAACAGUAUGAAGCUCCACAGGGUGAAAUGGAAAAGAAACUGGCUAAUAUCUGGCUUGACCUGCUUGGAAUUGAACGCAUCAGCCGGCAUGACAAUUUCUUUGCGUUGGGAGGACAUUCUUUGUUGGUCGUUCGGCUGUUAGCGGAGUUAAGACAGGUCGGUCUGGACACCACUGUACGGGAAGUAUUUGAUUCUCUCACUCUGGCCAUGCUUGCCAUGACCCUUGUUCGGUAUAAGACAGUGUCUAUUCCACCCAAUCUCAUUACUACAGAUUGUACGUCUAUUACUCCAGAAAUGUUACCACUUAUCACUAUUUCUCAGGCAGAGGUUGAUGCAAUCAUUGCACAGGUACCUGGUGGAGUGGCGAAUAUCCAAGAUAUUUAUGGAUUAACGCCAUUACAGAAUGGUAUGUUGUUCCAUCAUUUGAGGUCCGAAGAGAGCGAUCCGUACUUGAUAGCAAUUCGUAUGCAAUUUACUGACCGGGUGGCACUUGAACGCUAUGCAGAUGCUCUGCAAAAGUUAAUAGGGAGGCACGAUAUCCUUCGUACCGUGUUUAUCUGGGAAGGUCUUAUUGAGCCGAUGCAAGUCGUUUUGCGCCAAGUUCCUCCUCUACUUAGCGAGAUCACCUUGGAUGAUACUGGUGAAUCGGUAUUAGAUCAGUUGAGCCACCGCUUUGAUCCACGUUACUAUCGUUUAGACUUGGCACAGGCGCCGCUAUUGCGUCUAUAUGUUUCACCAAGUUCUGAAGGAAGUUGGGUGGCACUGCAAUUGGUGCAUCACUCCAUUAUUGACCAUUCAACGCUGGAGAGAUUGCAGGUAGAAAUUCACGCUAUCAUUGACGGAAGGAUUGAAAUGUUGCCAGCUCCCACUUCAUUCCGUAAUGUUGUGGCUCAUUCUCGAUUACGCAUUGAUCCAGCUGAACAAACACGUUUCUUCAGUGAAAUGCUUGGCGAUAUUGACGAGCCAACUUUGCCAUUUGGUCUCAGUGAUGUUGGUCCGGAUGGAACUGAGAUCAACGAAGCAAAUCUCAUGUUGCCGCAGACAUUAAAUAAUCAGCUAAGGGUACAUGCACGUCAGCUUCAGAUCAGUUUGGCUAGUAUUUGUCAUUUGGCUUGGGCACAAGUACUUUCUCGAACUAGUGGACGUGAUGCAGUUGUUUUUGGCACUGUUUUACUUGGCCGUUUACAGGCAAAAGGAGAAAAUGAUGGUGCUUUAGGGCCAAUGAUUAACACUCUACCAAUACGUAUAGAUAUUCAUGAGACGAGCGUUGUUACCGCAGUUCGCCACACCCAUUCUCGGCUAAGCGCGUUGUUGGCACAUGAACACGCUCCGCUGUCGUUGGCACAACGCUGUAGUGGAGUUCCAGCUGGCUUAUCACUAUUCAGUACAUUGUUCAACUAUCGCCAUAAUCAGAAGACAGACCAAGUCUUUGCAUCACUCCCAGGAGUCACUUUCUUAGGCUGUGAAGGUCGAACUAAUUACCCAUUGACCAUGUCUCUGGAUGACACAGACGAUGCUUUGUGCCUGUCAACACAGGUGGUUUCAACCAUUUCUGCAGCUAGGAUCUGUGAUUAUAUGAAACAAGCUCUGGAAUCACUGUCCAACGCUUUAACGCAAUCGCCUCAACAACCGCUAAGAACGUUAACAGUGAUGCCAUCGGAAGAACGCACGAUGCUACUGCACAGCUGGAAUCAAACGACGGUUACCGUUUCACCAGUACGCUCUCUUCACCUAAUAUUUGAGGCACAGACGGAACGAAACGGAAAUGCGAUAGCCGUGAAGUUUAAAACGAAGACUUUAAGCUAUACGGAUCUUAAUAACCAGGCGAAUAAG